Molecule: messenger RNA, 3167 nt
Organism: Phyllopteryx taeniolatus (common seadragon)
Lineage: Eukaryota; Metazoa; Chordata; Actinopteri; Syngnathiformes; Syngnathidae
Gene: ccn2b
Product: cellular communication network factor 2b
Exons: 5
Coding region: 105-1190 (361 amino acids)
Biological process (GO): cell adhesion; signal transduction
Cellular component (GO): extracellular region; extracellular matrix
Molecular function (GO): integrin binding; heparin binding
Source: RefSeq, a predicted model, not a curated record
ACCAUCCUUCUCAUCAGUCAGCUCAGGAGCACAACAAGACCCAGCCUCUUGCCACAGGAACCGAUACAACAUCAAACCGAGUGGACACCAGCUCCUGAAUAACCAUGUCUGUGGAAACUCCAGCAAUGUUCUCUCUUCUUCUGCUCAUAGUCUCAUCGACAGUGGCCCAGGAGUGCUCGAAGCCCUGUGCCUGCCCCGCAGACGCCCCUCCCUGCCCAGUAGGCACCAGCUUGGUGCUGGAUGGCUGUGGUUGCUGUAAAGUGUGUGCCAGGCAGCUGGGAGAGCCCUGCAACCUGCUAGAGCCCUGCGACCACCACAAGGAGCUCUACUGUGACUACGCCCUGCUGAGCGACACUGACACCGGCAUCUGCAUGGCUCAAGAAGGUCAGCCAUGUGACUUGGGUGGCGUCAUCUACCACAGCGGAGAGUCUUUCCAACCGAGCUGCAAACACCAAUGCGUGUGUAUGAAUGGCGAGAUCGGAUGCGUGCCGACGUGUCCCAGUAACGUCCGCUUACCGUCCCCCGACUGUCCGUACCCUCGCCGCAUCCACAUCCCAGGAAAAUGCUGUGAGGAGUGGGUGUGCGACCAGACACCUCAGGACCACCACUAUCAGUCAGUGAUGGGCGGAGCUUCUCAGAUUCAUCCACUGCCCUCUUCACAACCCAUCUCGGGAAUGAAGGAGGCGCCCCUUCAUGGGCUAGAACCAGAGAGUCCAAGAGAUAACUGCAUAGUCCAGACGACAGAGUGGAGUGAGUGCUCAGCCACCUGUGGAAUGGGGGUCUCGUCCCGCAUCACGAACGACAACCAGCGCUGUCAGCUGGAGAGACAGACGAGGGUCUGUAUGAUUCGACCCUGCAACAUCCAGCAAGAGAAGGAAAUUAAGCGGGGCAAGAAAUGCGUGCGGACACCGAAAGCCCAGCAAGGGAUGCGGUUGGAGUUGUCAGGCUGCACCAGCGCCAGGUUAUACAAACCGAAGUUCUGCGGCGUUUGUACCGACAACAGAUGCUGCACACCUCACACCACCAUCACCGCCGAGGUGGAGUUCCGCUGCCCAGAGGGAGACGUGUUCACCAAAAAGAUGAUGUUCAUCAAGACGUGCUCCUGCCACUUCGACUGUCCACGAGACAAUGACAUCUUCCUGGCUUCCAACACACGAAGGAUGAUGGGUGACUACGACCACAACAUGUGAUCUUGAGAAGGCCUUUUACAUUGACUGCAUCCUGUCCUCCUUUUGCCCACCAUCUGACCACUACACAAGACACAAUUUAAUCUCGAGAUGCCAUGUAGGACUAGGAUAUUUGUUGCUGUAAAUGUAGUUUUGAGGACGGUACAUCUUGCUUUGAGAUGUUAUUCUUAAAAUGAUUCAAAGUAACUGUAAUAUCUUACUCGAUUGAAACGUACACAGUUUGUAGUGUGGAAGACAAAAAGACUAUAUGGAUGAGAAACACUUUAAUCAAUUUCAUUAGUUAAUCGGGGCUUAGCACUGACCUCUUAGUCCCCCCCCCCCCCGAAUCUUUAUUCUUCUACAUAACUUGACAUUUCGGUCAUGCCUUCCACACAGUGCCCCAGUGGAGAAAGCAAAGACCGUGAUGAGUUGGGUUUGCAAAAUACCCUGGACAGGAACUUGACGUCAAGCCCAUAAAAAAAAUCCUUUGGGCGGGGGGAGGGGCACUGGAACAUUAAUCGUCAGUCAGACCCCCUCAUUCUACAUGACUCACACAUCUUCUGGAUGAAUGUCCAAAAAUGACCACAGAUACUCUCCAACAGAUUGUUGAAGGCCUUACCAGAAGAGUGGAAGCUGUGCUACGAUUAGAGGUUCUUGGAGAUGCAAUGGCAAUCAUAUUGCUAUUGCCAUUUGGUGAAUCCAAAAUAGGAAGUACUGUAUAUAAAUGUAAAAACGAAAACCAGUUCAUUGGCAGCUUUCCCACCCUUCAUACAGAUUAUUCAAUAUGAGCCUGAAUAUCUUUUCCCCAUGUCAGGUCACUCUGAAAAUGCAAUGACAUACAGUACAUUUUUCUUUUUUUUUUUUUUUUUUUUUUUUAUAACCAGAAGUUACAGAACUCAUCAUUUUAUCUUUAGGUGCAAAUUGGCUUAUCACCUGAGCGGCGCCCUGAAAGAUAUUACUUUUGUACCAUUGACACUUGACUUUUGUUGCUCGAGAACAAAGUUAAAGGUACAAACAGUGCGAUGAUUAAUUGACUCUUAUUGACUACUACUGUUUAUCCCUGUCUGACAAUGUGUUCUUGGGUCUGAAAAUGUAUGCAGGGUUUGCAGUUAGUGAAAAAGAUCAUUAGUUGUUGUUGCGGUAUAUUUGGCCCAAAGGAAAAGCUUUCUGUAAAAACUACAGUAUAUACAACUGGUAACUGAUGGUGUACUUGUACAUACAGUGCUCAGUUCCAACUCUGUGUUGGUGUGAACGUGACUUUGAAUGGUUGUCUGUCUAUGUGCCCUGUGAUUGACUGGCGACCAAUACGAGGGUGAAGUCUGCCUUUCGCCCAAAGUCGGCUGGUGUAGGCUCUUAACUUGAACAGACGACAUUGUCGCAUGUAUUACUUUUUCCUGUUUAAAAUGUCAACAACAAAUAUUUCCAAACAUGGCCACAUUUUGGCCACAUACAGACAAGUUGUUGGGCAGGUUUGUGUUGAUGUGCCCAACUAACAAUUGUAAUUGACAAAAAGCCACAAGAAUGUGGAGAUGCUGAUAGACUGAUAGAUUGACUACACACACACACACACACACACACACACACAUAUAUAUAUAUAUAUAUAUAUAUAUAUAUAUAUAUAUGUCUUACAUUCAGACAAUGUUGGGACUCUACAGCAUUCAUUCAGUGCUUUGUAAAACAUUUGUAUUUUGUAUCUUGACGCACUUGUAGCACAACUAAGUGAUUGCUGAUACAACUUGAUUAUUUUCAUCUUAUUUAAAAAAAAAAAUAAAAAUACAAAAAUACAAAAAUAAAACAUAAGAAAAGACACAUUUGGCAGCCAGCAAAUGCAUACCUAGUGCGAAUACUUUGAGACUGUGUACAGUUUUGUACUAUAAUUUAUGUUUCACGCUGACUGUAUUAUAUUGUUUUAGUUUUUCCACUGUAACCACGACUAAGAUUCUAAUGAGUUAUUGUCCGUUGCACUUUUCUCUUUUUCAAUAAACAAAGUAUAUUUUUAUA